UAGUAGGAUAAUCAUCGACGGAGUAGUGGCCGGUUUAUUUUUAUUGUUCGUGGUGUCGGAAUAAUCGAAAUUUGUGAAAUUUAAAUAAAUAUCAUAUUCUACCGAAUAUAUUUAUUAGUAGUUUAUGGACUGGAAGAAAAAUAAACUUUUUCAAGAUUUUGGUAAUUGCGCACAAACUGCUGAAUAAAAAGAGCGAAUUUUCAGUGGAAAUACUUUGUUGGUAAACAAAGGAUUGUGUAUUCCAUAAUGUGGUCUCAUCUACAACGGGGUAGCUCGCCCGUAGAUUGGUGCGAAUCUAAUUACUCUAUAUCUCCUGUGAUCGCCGAGUUUGUUAACACGGUUAGCAACGUCUUGUUUUUCCUGUUUCCACCGGUUCUGAUACAUUUGUUCCAAGAGUAUGCAAAGUUUGUUAAUCCAGCAAUAAAUUUACUAUGGAUUAUGCUGAUGGUGGUGGGGCUGAGCUCGGCCUAUUUUCAUGCGACGCUCAGUUUAGUUGGUCAACUACUGGAUGAGAUAGCCAUACUGUGGGUGUUUAUUGCCACUUUUGCUAUGUUUCUGCCAAGAAGAUAUUUUCCCAAAUUCUUAGGAGGUAACAGAAAAAUGCUAGCAUUGUACGCGUGCGUCUUCUCAGUCGUUGCGACAGGGUUCCUGCUGAUGUAUCCAUUCGCGAACGCCUUUGCUCUGAUGGCUCUCGUCGUGCCCAGUCUAAUGUUCAUGUACAAGGAGUUGUUAAGAGUAAAAUGCUCGCGCGUGUACCGCCUAGGGUUGCGCAGCAUGGCUGUCUGCUUCCUAGCCCUCUUCUGCUGGAUCAUCGACCGUCUCUUCUGCGACGCCUGGCUCUCCAUCGACUUCCCCUACAUGCACGGAGUAUGGCACAUCCUUAGCUUCAUCGCGACCUACACAUCCUUCGUAGUGUUCGCAUAUUUCAAUGUCUCCGAGGAAAACCCGGACCAGAAACCUGUGCUCAAGUAUUGGCCCAGUAACGACUUCGAGUUGGGUAUUCCGUACAUAUCUGUCAAACGUCCGUGUAAGAAAGAUGAAGAUUUGGCCAUAUAAAAUGCUCCCUUACUGUUUUUAAUAAGUAGGUACGGGCAUAAUGACACGUUCACAUUAGGCUACCUUGUUCCGUAUUGUUGGUUUAUUGUAGUACCUUAGUAUCUGUAGUACUGAUGUGCCGACGGAAAGUUUCCAAAAUUCUGAAAUUUUCACAUAGGAAAACUUCGGAAACUUACCAUACUUUGUAUCUAUCGAUGGAAAUUUCGAUUUCAUAAAUUAAAAUUCCCUUUAUUUUUCAUGAAAGUUUCGUGAAUUUUUCAAGUAAGAAUUUUUCAUCACUAAUCUGUAGUGCUGGCUGACCGUAACCGAAACCGUACGAGAGCCUAAUGUGCACAUGCCCUAAAUGAGUCGCUAAAAUAUGUGAUAUGUGAGAGUGAAUUAGAUUGUAAAUCUUAAUGAUAUUUAUUUAGCUAACCACUGUUGCUGUAAAACAAAUGCAGCAGGCUAAGCAUAGCAAUAAAAUUUUUAUUUAAUUUGACUACCUAUUACCGUGAAAUUUAAUUUUAUUUACUUUAUCUAUAAACUUUUUGAACACAUGUCUGGCCCAUCAACACAUUUUUAUUCGAUACUGUAUACGUACCUAUAUCAAUCCACAAAUUGUUAAACAUAUAAUUCAAGUUCUGAUUGAAUAAAGGGGUAAAUAUUUAAUUUACCCCUUUAUUCAUAAACGUUCACUAAAGUUAUCAAGCCGAUAAAGUUCGUUUG
Molecule: messenger RNA, 1761 nt
Organism: Leguminivora glycinivorella
Lineage: Eukaryota; Metazoa; Arthropoda; Insecta; Lepidoptera; Tortricidae
Gene: bwa
Product: alkaline ceramidase
Exons: 5
Coding region: 247-1056 (269 amino acids)
Biological process (GO): ceramide metabolic process
Cellular component (GO): membrane
Molecular function (GO): hydrolase activity, acting on carbon-nitrogen (but not peptide) bonds, in linear amides
Source: RefSeq, a predicted model, not a curated record